Molecule: messenger RNA, 1714 nt
Organism: Dermatophagoides farinae (American house dust mite)
Lineage: Eukaryota; Metazoa; Arthropoda; Arachnida; Sarcoptiformes; Pyroglyphidae
Source: RefSeq, a predicted model, not a curated record
UUAUUAAUUUUGGUAAAAUUUAGAUUUUCAUUCAAAAAUAAUAUAUCAUCUUUAUGAACAAUAAGAAUAUGAAUUUGAAUAAAAAAAAUGUCGACAAUAUCACCAGACCAGAAUAUCGUAAACUACAAAAAGAAUUUUCAAAUAUCAAUCAACAAUGUUUGACAGAUAUAAUGGAACAUUUUGAAAAUGACUAUCAAUCAGCUAGAAAGAUUCUAAUUGAAUUAUAUGGAUCAAAUAUCGAUAAUGCUGCUGCUGCUGAUGAAGAUGAUAAUGAUUCAGCAUUAGCAUCAUCAAUUGCAUCGAACGAUAAUGUAUAUCUACCGAUAACGACAGAAUUUUUUGAUAAUCUACAUUAUCUAUUUGAAUCACGUAACGAUUAUCUAAAUAUCUCAUCACCAACAACGACAACGAUUCGUGAAGAUUUGCGCAUGAAAGAUACAAUCUAUUUACCAAUCAAUAUUGAUUUAGCAUAUGAUAUUUAUUGGAAUCUGAUUAAUUAUAUUCAAAAUACUUAUGAUCAUCUUGCUACAACAACGAAUGAUCCAAAUAAUGCUGCCGCUGAUGAUAAUGAUGAUGAUUAUUCAUAUCAUCAUGAUGAUAUGAAUAAUGUUGAUCAUAUGUCAGAAAUAAUGGAAACUGAAAAAGCAAUACGUGCAAGUAGACAAGAAUAUCUACAAAAUCUAGUUAGACGCCGACAAGAAUAUCUACGUAAAAACAAUCAUCAAAAUAAUAAAAUGAAAAAAAAUGUUCACUUCAAAAUCGACGAUCAAGCAUUAUUACAGGAAUGGUUAUUGGAAAAGAAACGGGAUUUUCUCAUCAAACAUUUUCCUGGUGUUGAUCUAUUGAAAUUGAAUCGUUUAUUUGAAUUGAACUUCUUUAAUCUGAAUGAAACAAUCAAAGAUAUUGAAGCAUUUUAUGACUGUAAAUUGCCAUUGUAUUACAAUAAAUCAUUAUAUAGUGAAGUGGUAAAAAAACCAAUUAAAAUUGUUGACAAUAUGAUGACAUCGAAGAAGACAACGAUGGCCGCAAAGAAGAAAAAGAAAGAAUCACCAACAUCAAUCAAAACAAUAAACCUGAUUAAUAAUGAUAGUCAUGAUUCUGAUGAUGAUGACGAUAAUGAUAAUGAUGGCAAUAAUGAUGAUAGAUCAAUCAAUGAUCAACAACAAUUUAUAGCCAAUAUCGAUCGAUUUCUUGAACAAAGACAUUGUUAUCGAUUAAAAUUGGAACAUUUGAAAAAGAAAAAGAUUAAAUUCAUAAAAAAUGGCCAUAAAAUUAUACAUCGUUAUCAUGAUGAAAUACGUAAAGUUUAUCAGGAACUCAAACUAUUGAGUGAAAAAAUUAUUGAUGCAUAUCAAAAUUAUGAUUUCAAUGAAAAUAUUAUGGAUCUACAUCAAUUGAUUAUGAAUGAAGUUCGUAUUAUUGUACCGACAAUAUUGGCCGCUAAACAACAACAAUUAUUAUUCAACAACAAUAAUGCUGAUGGACAGAACAACAAUAAUAAAUUAGAGUUCAAGAUCAUAACCGGAAUCGGUGCCGGUGCUAUACGUCGAUAUUUAUUGAAUUUUAUAGCCAAAAAGAAAUUGGUAUAUCGUAUGACCGAUGGCCAAGGAGCAUUCAUCAUAACAUUAUACGCAACGAAUCCGAUCAUAUUUAUUGAUUGAUUGAUCCAUUAUAAUUCAUUCAUCAUCAUAAUUUAAUGAUUUUUAUUUUGUUA